AUGCUUCAAGACACGCCUGAGGAUCUGCCUGGCGCGCAACCGUCCCGUCGGGCCACGUCCAGGAAACGUGGAAACGCGUCAAGCGACACGGACAGCGAGGCAACCGAUUUGUACUCGGAGGGCUUCGAGUCAUCGGACGAUGACUUCAAGGUCGUCAUGAGUCGAACGGCAAAAAGAAGACUCCUGCGGACGACAUCGUCGGCGAGUGUUUCUACCGUGAAGACUGCAGCACAACGUCGGCCGCACACCAUGCUAUUCAUGCCCGAAGACCCUGCGUCCAACUUACGACUCCUCAAUAGGCAAGUUCUCUCUGUGCUUCUCGAGGAAACCGCGCCGAAUCAGAUCAAAGACGUGAGGAUAAAUGCACGGAAGAAUGUCCUUGCCGUAGACGUUCUGCACCGUAGUGCGCUGCAAAGCCUGCGGUACAUAACGGUAAUCGACAAAGUGAAAGUUCGAUCAAUGAUCUCUACAGGUUGUAACGGCACUGUUGGCGUCAUUUAUGACGUCGAUCUUUCCAUUCCACCUGAUGACCUGCCAGUAUUAAUAAAGUCAACUACAGAAGGCACUCUCAUCACGCACAUCACAAGACUUGGCAACUCACGUUGCUUGAGGCUUGUGUUUGAGGGAGACAGCCUUCCCUCACACGUCAAAGUAGGCCACGUUCGCCACUCAGUCCGUCCAUACGUGCCGAAGCCACUGCAAUGCUACAAAUGCUUCAAGAUAGGACACGUCAGAGGUGUCUGUGGGAACAAUGUUGUGUGCCCGCGGUGCGCUGAAUCUCAUUCAAAAGACGCCUGCGGUGCAACUGUGUUAAGGUGUCCCAACUGCCACGGCGCUCAUGAAGCCUCAUCCAAAGAUUGCCCGCGCUUGAGGAACGAGCACGCGGUACUCAAGCGUAUGGUGCGGGACAAUUCAACGCACAGAGAGGCGGCCGCUACACUUCGGCGACGACGGCGUCGACACCGAAGAACAUCACGAAAAGACUGCUCUGCCGAUAGCGAGAUGUCAUCCUCCAUCAAAGCGGCUGCCUUACGAACACCGAACUCCUCGAAGACGGACACUGCGAAAUCAAAGGCAGAGACAGCAGUCGCACCUUCCGAAGAGUGGCCCUCGCUUCCACAAGCUCAACCUGCUACGGCGUCACAUCGAAUCCCACCACCCUCAACGACCCAACGAACCACUGAUGCGACGACUGAAGAUCGACAGGUCGUAAACUUGCUGCAGUCGCUGAUUAGCGCCAUGCCCGUUCUACUGAGCAACAUGAAGACCCCGUCUGCGCAGAGCGCACUGCAGGUGCUGGACACCCUGAGUCCGGUGCUUGCAGCUUUAGGGUAA
This is a messenger RNA of Rhipicephalus sanguineus (brown dog tick), 1335 nucleotides long. RefSeq lists its product as uncharacterized. The coding region runs from base 1 to 1335 and encodes 444 amino acids. Lineage: Eukaryota; Metazoa; Arthropoda; Arachnida; Ixodida; Ixodidae. The record is from RefSeq and is a predicted model, not a curated record. The transcript has a single exon.